AUUUAAUCUCAUCCCAUCUUCCAACGUCAACGUCACUGAACUCACUCUCUCCCUUCAAUCUUCAUCCGUCCCUUUUACAAGGGUCAACUGGGUGUUCACUACUACUUGCGAAUUGCAAUCCCAUCAUCUCCAUCUGGACCAUAUCAGAUGUGGUGGUACAAAGAUUAUUAUGACCCUUGUUCACAAUUACAACACAGCAGAAGCAGAAGCAGAAGCAGUAGCAGGUACUACAACCACAACCGCUCUUUUUCUCAAUCACUGUUACCAUUUGUUGUUGUUGUUGUUGUUGUUGUUUCUUCUGAUCCUAUUUUGCUAUUGCUCCGAUGAGAAAGACAUGGCCAUAUAUGGUUGUGGUCCAGUUGGUAAUACCUCUCUUCACAGUUCUAGUUUUAUUUUGCUUCUUUGUUGUCUCCUCCUCCGCCACCUGCAACCCAGAUGACCGUGACUCUCUUUUGUCCCUCAACAUAUCAGUAGCACCUCCCCAUCCUCGUCUCAAUUGGUCUCUGUCUUUGGACUGCUGUCUUUGGGAAGGGAUCCAUUGCGAUGAUAAUUCUUCUCGGGUCAUCUCUCUUCUUCUACCCUCCAGAGGCCUCACGGGGACCCUCUUCAUAUCUAUCACAAACCUUACCUAUCUCUCUAAACUCAAUCUCUCCCGCAAUACCCUCUCCGGUCCUCUCUCUUCUGGGUUCUUCUCUUCCUUUAAUCACCUCCAAUUCCUUGAUUUGAGCUAUAACCAUUUCUCCGGGGAAUUACCAUCAUCUUAUAACGACACCACUGUCCCUCCCCUGCAGACACUUGAUUUAUCAAGCAAUCGCUUCAAUGGAACAAUUCCAUCUUCAUUCCUGCACUCAGUAGUGGGGACUUCCUUGAUUGGCUUCAAUCUUAGCCACAACAACUUCCAGGGCUCUAUCCCCACCUCUACUUUGUGCAGCAACUCUUCUACUUCCUCCCUCAGGUUCUUGGAUUUCUCCUUCAAUAAUUUCGAUGGUCAAAUUUCGAAUGGACUAGGAUUGUGUUCCAAGCUAGAGAUUUUCCGAGCGGGUUUCAAUUCUCUCCCAGGACAGCUCCCAUCUGACAUUUUUGAUGUUGCUGGACUCCAGGAAAUGUCUGUACCUCGUAAUAAACUUUCUGGAAACAUUGACCGACGCAUCCUACGCCUCACCAACCUCAGAAGCCUUGAACUCUACUCCAACCUGUUCGAGGGCCCAAUUCCUCCUGAUAUUGGCCAGCUCUACAACAUGGAAAAUCUGCAACUUCACAUCAAUAACCUCACUGGUUUUCUGCCCUCAUCUCUGGGGAAUUGCACCAAUCUCACCACAUUGAUUUUACGAGUCAACCAUUUGGCAGGUAAUCUCUCCACCUUCGAUUUCUCCCCAUUUGUCCGCCUCACCACCCUUGACCUCGGCAACAACAACUUCACUGGUAACUUCCCACCAAGCCUCUAUUUAUGCAAGUCGCUGACAGCAAUUAGAUUGGCCAGUAACCAGCUAACAGGACAGCUCUUGCCUGACAUAUCUGCCCUGCAAUCUCUGUCUUUCUUCUCAAUUUCAAUCAAUAAUCUAACAAACAGCACGGGGGCCAUGAGGAAUCUGAUGGGCUGCAAGAAUCUCAGUACUCUCAUAUUCACCGAUAAUUUCUUUGGUGAACCAAUACCUUAUUAUGAUGACAACACCAUGGAUGCAUAUGGAUUCCCAAAUCUCCGAAUUUUAGGCUUGGGUGGUUGCCAAUUCACUGGUCAAGUGCCCAACUGGAUUGCUAAGCUCAAGAAAAUCGAGGUCUUGGAUUUGUCUUUAAAUAAUCUCACAGGUACAAUUCCUGGUUGGUUGAGUAGUCUGCCUCGUCUUUUCUACAUAGACUUGUCUUGUAACCUCCUUGUAGGAGAAUUUCCCCAGGAGCUCUGCCAAUUGCCAGCUCUUGUGUCACAACAGGCUUAUGAUCAAGAGGAUAAGACUUUUCUAGGAUUGCCUGUCUUUGUCAUGCCCGGCAAUGCUACCAUUCAACAGUACAAUCAGUUCUCCAACCUUCCUCCAGCUAUAUACCUUGAAAACAACAGCCUAAGUGGCAAUAUUCCUUUUGGUAUUGGCCAAUUGAAGGUUCUUCAUGUGUUGGAUCUCAGCUACAACAACUUCUCUGGCAACAUUCCAGAUCAAAUUUCUGAUCUCUGUAACUUGGAGAGAUUGAUUCUCGCCAGAAACCAUCUAUCUGGUGAAAUCCCUGCUUCACUUACAAGUCUAAAUUUCUUAUCUUCAUUCAUUGUUGCAUACAAUGAUCUUCAAGGACCAAUACCAACCGGUGGUCAGUUUGAUACCUUUACCAUUUCCAGUUUUGAAGGGAAUCCAGGGCUGUGUGGCACAAUCAUGCUGCGUUCUUGUCAAAGUCAACAAGUAAUUGAAACUCAUAUAGGCUCAAACAGAAAGUUUAUUGCCGGAGUCGCCAUUGCAAUCAUUUUUGGCACUGGUUUUAUCAUCACUGUGCUAGCACUGUGGAUAAUGUCCAAGAGGAGGAUUAUUCCGAAAGGGGACACUGACAAGACUGAUUUGGAUUCAAUUUCUAGCAACUCUAAUCCACUGGUUCCCAUUGAGGUUGACAAGGAUACCAACAUAGUAGUAAUGUUCCCAAACAAGGCCAACGAAAUCAAAGAUCUUACCAUAUCCGAAAUCUUGAAAGCCACAGACAAUUUUAGUCAAGCAAACAUCGUAGGCUGUGGGGGUUUUGGUUUGGUUUAUAAAGCAACAUUAGCAAACGGCACCAAGCUGGCUGUUAAAAAACUCUCAGGAGACUUGGGACUGAUGGAAAGGGAAUUCAAAGCUGAGGUAGAGGCUCUCUCCACAGCCCAACACCAGAACCUGGUUUCCCUGCAAGGUUAUUGCAUGCAUGAGGGCUCUCGGCUACUAAUGUAUACCUACAUGGAGAAAGGAAGUCUGGAUUACUGGUUGCAUGAGAAGGCUGAUGGUGCAUCUCAACUGGAUUGGCCAACUCGGCUGAAAAUUGCACAGGGAGCAAGCUAUGGGGUAUCUUACAUGCACCAGAUAUGUGAGCCACAUAUUGUGCAUCGUGACAUCAAGUCCAGUAACAUCCUCCUUAAUGACAAUUUUGAAGCACAUGUUGCAGAUUUUGGUUUGUCUCGGUUGAUUGAUCCUUAUCAGACUCAUGUUACAACUGAGCUUGUUGGUACAUUGGGUUACAUUCCCCCAGAGUACGGGCAAUCAUGGGUGGCCACUUUGAGGGGAGAUGUUUACAGCUUUGGGGUUGUCAUGCUUGAGCUGCUCACCGGGAAGAGGCCUAUGGAGGUAUUCAAACCAAAGACAUCAAGAGAGUUGGUUGGCUGGGUGCACCAAAUGAGGAGUGAGGGCAAACAAGAUGAAAUCUUCGAUCCUCUCCUUGGAGGGAAGGGUUAUGAGGAGGAGAUGCUACAGGUGCUUGAUGUGGCCUGUAUGUGUGUCAAUCCAAACCCUUUCAAGAGACCAACCAUUCAAGAAGUUGUUGAUUGGCUGGAGAAUGUAGGGGCAGCCCCCCAAGAACAAAAUAAGGAUUAGUAUAUAUUGCAUCUAAACACAUCCUGAACAUAUAUACUUACCCAAAAAAAAUUUACAUUUAUUAAUGCAGAUUUUAUCUAA
Molecule: messenger RNA, 3617 nt
Organism: Quercus robur (English oak)
Lineage: Eukaryota; Viridiplantae; Streptophyta; Magnoliopsida; Fagales; Fagaceae
Product: tyrosine-sulfated glycopeptide receptor 1
Exons: 1
Coding region: 324-3536 (1070 amino acids)
Biological process (GO): protein phosphorylation
Molecular function (GO): protein binding; ATP binding; protein kinase activity
Source: RefSeq, a predicted model, not a curated record